GGCAACUAUGUUGCAAUCAACAAAAAAUUUAAAACAUCUGUUUUCCAGAGAAUUCAUAAAUAUCUACUCAACUAUAUUCAGUUGCAAAAUACCAAAUAAAAUGGAAAAAAUAAACUAAUCGCUGGUAAAAAAUUUGUGCUCCGUGAAUAAACAAUAGAAUACGGUCAAAAUGUCUCCUAAUCUUGACGGUUGGAUCCACAGCUUUACAGUUACAGACACGUUAACUCACAAAGGCGGUUAUACCAUUUACAAAAUCACGUCAAUUGUAUUUCCAAGAUCUCUCCCUCAAGCGCUCACUUGCCUAACAAUUUGGAAACGGUUUCAUGAUGUUAAACGAUUACACCGCGAGCUGUCUCGUCGCCACCGUAGUCUUAAAUUGCCAGGCCAACUUCCCGAACCGACUGAUUGUAGUUUCUUCAAGCGAUUUGAUGCUAACGUUAUAAGUCGUCGCAAAGAAUAUAUUUUACAACUACUAGAUUUUGUGGCACAACACUCCGCACUUUAUAAGUGUCAUGCUUUUACUCAAUUCUUUAGUGAAGCACAGCAAACAGGUAUUGGGGGCGUUGCGAAUAGAAGUCUGAAUAACACAUCUUUUAUGUCAAAUGUAUCUCCUUUACAUCAUUUAUACUCUACGGAAGUCCGCAGAAAUAAUGGAAAAUCUGAAUUAUCCGACAACUUAAGUUUACGCUGCGACACCUACGACAUGAAAAGAAGUAUUACCGAAUUCGAUUCACUAAACACAAAUCAGCAAAACGUGGACAAAUUGAAAACUACUGCGAUAUCAACAUAUGAAAAUGAGGACAAUAUAGGGAAGUCUAUACUUGUGGGAUUUGAAACUGACAAAAACGUAAUACACAAAGAAGAUGAAAAGAAAGAGACGCCCUGUAAUGACUAUAAACGUUUUUUAACACCUAUGGCUUCAAUUGAAAGUGAUGAUAGUGAUUAUAUUUACGAAGCUGCGUUGGAAUUCAGUAAAGCAGUGCAAGGAGAGGCAAAUCUGGAUUAUCAAGAGGCCCAUAUGCGUUAUAAACGAGGUGUUGAGCUACUUUUGUUUGGGUCAAAAGAUGAUACGAACGACGAGCGCAGAUUCAUUGCAAAAGCUAAAAUAUCCAAAUAUCUAGCGCGCGCUGAUGACAUCUAUGAAAAGUUUUUGUGUGACAAUUCCACUCAAAGAGGUUUUGGCGGUGGAGUAAAGAACUUUCAGUUGUCUAUCGAUGUAACAGAAAGCACUGUAGAUGGCCAACCACUCUAUCUAGAGCGUCCAUGGAACCACUUGGCAAAAUAUAAAGUUCUGAAAGUACUUGGAGAUAGUGUAAUGCAGGUUUAUUGUGUUACAGAGCCUGAACCGCGUGCAAUAUAUGUUAUGAAAGGAAUUGAAAAGCCUUCCAGUAACGCGCCUACACAAACAAUUUUUUUGCCACAACAUGUACCAUACAUGGUCGAUCUGUUAGCAUUCUUCCAAUCAGAUCAGAAAAUUUUUCUCUUAUUACAACAUGCUGAAGGAGGUCGUCUCUAUGACUAUAUUCAAUCAUACACACCCAGAGCAGCGUCGCGGGCAAGUAAUUAUUUCUCAGUAUUGUUCCCAGAUGAAAUGGAACCGAAAACAUCGCUAAAUGUCAAUUGUACGCAAAAUGAUCCCGAUAGCACCCAAGAUUCAGAUUAUGCUGAAACCAUUAGCAUGCCUAGUUCUAUUGAAUCGAACUAUGUAGAAUUACCACUUGCAGAUUCCUCUGAGUUCAGUGAGCUGGUGCGUUCGUCCCAAAAACUACUUCAAUCAGUUUCAAAAACUUUGCAACAGAUAAAAAAAUUGGAAGAAACGCCAAAUACAAUUAAUAAAACGAGCGAUAAAGACUUAGAAGCAUCAAAGCACGAUGAAUGCUCUCCCUCGGGAAAGGUUAUUUGCGAAGUCUACAAAAUUCCAGAAGCUAGCUUGAAACAAUGGGCACGGGAAUUGGCUGUUGUUAUACACAGUCUGCACGGGAAAGGUGUCAUAUUAGGCGAUCUUCAUAUGGAUAAUUUAUUGCUUGGUGCCAAAGGUCAAUUAUUACUUACAUAUUUUUAUCAAAAUGAAGGUCUAAGCGAUACCGACAGCUAUAUGCACAAAGCAUACAGUCAUGCUGCAUUAGAUGGACAUUAUGUUGCCCCUGAGCGGCCACUCACAUUCAGAUCAGACUGGUGGAGCUAUGGCGUAAUACUUUAUCAAUUGCUUUUAGGGCUGCCUUUUAAAUCAACGCACCCCGGAAAUAUGGAUUUAUAUGGAUUUUUACAAUACCCUGAAAAUUUCGAAAUAUCGGAGUGUGCCAAAGAUUUGCUUGAAAAAUUAUUGCAGCAAAAGCCAGAAGAGCGUGCAGAUUAUGACGUAAUACAAAAACAUACAUUUUUCAGCGGUACAAAUUGGGAGUCUUUGCAAAAUUGCUAAACUGGUUGUAAUAAAUAGUAUUAACAAAAAAAAAAAAAAAAAAAAACUUUA
Molecule: messenger RNA, 2470 nt
Organism: Ceratitis capitata (Mediterranean fruit fly)
Lineage: Eukaryota; Metazoa; Arthropoda; Insecta; Diptera; Tephritidae
Product: ribosomal protein S6 kinase delta-1
Exons: 5
Coding region: 170-2419 (749 amino acids)
Biological process (GO): protein phosphorylation
Molecular function (GO): phosphatidylinositol binding; protein kinase activity; ATP binding
Source: RefSeq, a predicted model, not a curated record